Molecule: messenger RNA, 835 nt
Organism: Geodia barretti
Lineage: Eukaryota; Metazoa; Porifera; Demospongiae; Tetractinellida; Geodiidae
Source: the annotation of a GenBank genome assembly
AUGGCACACAAAGAUAUUGUUACAGUGCGGGUCACUGGCUGUUCAACACAGAGGGGUGGCCCUUAUCAGUAUCCUGUCAUUGACCUUAACAGUUCGUCUGGUUUCCCUGCCAGCGAAGCAAAACAAGAACUGGUGAAGACGGCUCUUGAACAGUGUGCAGUGAAAGGGGAAGAAGAAAGAGAGGAGAUGAUCGGUGCAGAUGUUGCAAAUACGUUGUCAAGAGUGUUGGAUCACUUGGCUAGUCAUCAAGAAUUCAACGAAUACAUUCCCGUCGUCCUCGGUUGCUGUAUAUCGGCAAUGGCCCGGAAUCUCCCAGCCAAACCAGUCAAGACCUCCCUGUUACCUGGAGUGUAUGCCCUGAUGAGACACUGCUCAGACGAAGGAACUGCCUCCGUGCAGGCAUCUCUUGAUGCCAACACAAGAACUCAUUUUCAGUCGCUAGUCGAAGACUUCAAGAAACAGAAAUGCUUUCUGUAGAUGUUACUCUUACCAGAUUUGUCUGUGCAUGAUUCACGAAAAGCAAGUUCGAGUGACACGUCUCAAUUCCGUGAAUUCUAGAAUGGAUCCACACCCACUGCAUGCAAACUGCAGAAACAACUGAUGCACAAGUGUCCACAAAAUCUCAACUAUAAUUAUACCUCCGAACUAAUGAUGCAAUGAAUGUUGAAAAAUGAGAGCGAAACCACACCCUGACAGUGAGAUGUCGUAGCUACUAUAAUUAUACCUGGCAUGGGUGUUUACUUUCAGUCUGAUAUUUCCCCAACUGACAGCCCCAAACAAUAUUAGUGUGUGCAUCAGAAUGCAUGAGGGUUGUGAAUAAUGUCAAGCUACUCCC